Molecule: messenger RNA, 3770 nt
Organism: Chiloscyllium plagiosum (whitespotted bambooshark)
Lineage: Eukaryota; Metazoa; Chordata; Chondrichthyes; Orectolobiformes; Hemiscylliidae
Product: tyrosine-protein phosphatase non-receptor type 22-like
Biological process (GO): T cell receptor signaling pathway; negative regulation of T cell activation; protein dephosphorylation
Cellular component (GO): nucleus; cytoplasm
Molecular function (GO): non-membrane spanning protein tyrosine phosphatase activity
Source: RefSeq, a predicted model, not a curated record
UUUCUGAGGUGCCUAAACAUUACAACAAGAAUGUCUACACCAAACAUUCUGUAAUGUGGACGCUGCCUGAAAUCGCCCAGGGGCACUAGGACCCAAAAAGAGCCGCUCUCUCUUCCCCCCUCUGACCACAGUUAGUGACUGCUGAUUCCAUCCUGCUUUUGUUAAAACCGCAGACAUGCAGCUCAAAGUCCUGCCUUUCAGGCCAGCUCAGUCUCAGCCUCUGUCAUGUCUCGCAGCAGCUGGGCAGAGUAUCCAGCAGUACGCCAGCUCUCAGCAUGGAUCAGGGAAGCAUCCUGGUGAGGUUCCUCAGGCAGGUACACAACAAGAAACACAGCAAAGAGGAGACAAUUUCGGGGGAGUUUCUGAGAUUGAAAAGACAGUCAGUUAAAAACAAGAAUGACAAAGUCUACCCAACGGGUUACGCAGAGAAGCAAGAAAACGUCAAGAAAAAUCGUUACAAAGAUAUUGUACCCUUUGAUCACAGCCGAGUGCAGCUGUCACUGAUCAUUUCCGACAGUGAUUCUGAUUAUAUCAAUGCCAAUUUCAUCAAGGGAGUGUAUGGACCCAAAGCUUAUAUAGCAACACAAGGUCCUUUGCCCCAUACAGUGAUGGACUUCUGGAGGAUGCUGUGGGAAUAUAAUGUCCUGGUCAUAGUUAUGGCGUGUCGUGUGUUUGAGAUGGGGCGGAAAAAGUGUGAGCAAUACUGGACAGACAUGGGGGAGGAGCCAUAUCGCUGUGGUCCUUUCUGUGUUACCUGUGAAGAAGAGAAGACCAAACCAGAAUAUGUCAUUAGAACAUUGAAAGUUCAGUUUCAAAAUAUCUAUCGGACUGUGUACCAGCUUCACUAUAUCAACUGGCCAGAUCAUGACAUUCCAUCUUCAAUCGACCCUAUCUUGGAAUUGAUCAAGGACAUGAGGAGUUAUCAACCACACGAUGACAAUCCCAUCUGUAUCCACUGCAGUGCUGGCUGUGGAAGGACCGGUGUGAUCUGUGCCAUUGAUUAUACCUGGAAGCUGCUGAAGGAUGGGAUAAUUCCAGAAAAUUUCAGCAUUUAUGACCUGAUUCAAGAAAUGAGAACACAAAGACCAUCAAUUGUACAAACCAAGGAACAGUAUGAGCUGGUCUACAGUGCAAUCAGUGUUCUAUUUGAGAAGCAGCUAGAAUUCCUCAACACCAACGCGACCUUCUGUGAAGAUGAGAUUAUUGAGCCCUCUGUGGAAUUAGAGAGACCUCAGCGGCCACCAAAAUCUAUUUCUCUUUCAACAAACUCAUCACGUUACAGUUCACCAAAAGAGGAAAGGAGUUUGCGAUUCAUGGCACAAGAGACCACUGAUUUACAAUCCUCAGAACAACACAAUCAGUUGGAUUUAUGCUUCCUUGGCCGUGACCAGGCUUGUGGAUUAAUCACAGAUUUGAACAGCAGCCCCAGUAAUUGUGGCAAAGUCUCUCAGUUACUCGAGGACAAGACCCCUUGUAUCACAAGAUGUUCUCCAGAGAUAAGGCCCGAAAGGCAGCUGAGUUUGGACAAUGUUGGGACAUUAUGGGGAGAACUGUCCCAGGACUCAGCAAGAUUGACACAGGAGACAAAAGAGUUUCCCAGCAAGACAUGUUUGACCAGAGUAAAGUCAAACCCCUUUUCCACCAUGAGCCAGGAUAUUGAACACCCCAUGGAAUCACUUAAAGUUAAGCAGUACAACUUCUUUUCUUUGGAAGAUCUAUUGAAUGUCUCAUCCAGUGGCUCUUCCUCAUCCAGGUCAAACAGUUUACCACAAACAGGAAAGACCUGGAACUCCUGUCAUUGGGAAUCCACUCAGGAAGAGAACCCCAACAUUCUUGAAGACCCAGAGGAACAAUAUUCCAUGCAUUUCACUUCCCCUGCCCACUUCGAGUCCACUUAUUUCACCGAAGAUCCUUAUUUCUCACCUCCCAACUCGGCUCAGCUCCAGGAGAAUCGCCUCUCGUACUUGGAAUCCCCCUGCCAUUAUCUCGAUAAUCUGAACCCAAUCCAGAGUCGAUCCGAGAACGAUUACAGUGAGCUGCCGUUAUUCCCGGGAUACAUGGAAUCUGCUCUGACCCAGCCACCAGAGGAAGAAGAUCAUCACACUGCCGUUGGAGUAAAGGAAAAUCAUUCCGAUGAAGAAACUCCUCCUCCUCUGCCAGAAAGAACCCCUGAAUCCUACAUGCUCCCAGAUAACCCCGAGUUGGUACCAAUUCCUUCAGCAUCUCGGAAAAUUGGAUCAUCUUCAGAAUGGAGUGGAUCUACACAGCCCAGGACCUUUGUGGAAUCCAAAAAUGUGAAGACACGGAGUAAGAGUUUAAAGUUGAGAGCUUUUAGAUUGGAAAGAAAAUGUGACACAUUAUCACUUCCAAAUGCAAUCACCUUGCCCCAGUCUGGACCACUUUCAUCACCUGAGACUGACAACUCCAGAUCAUUAGACGAUUCCAACAAGCCUUUUGCAAGGAGCAAGAGUUUGAAAAUUCUCCGAAGUAUGAAAAAAUCCAUAACCAGUGUUCCAGCAUUGUCCAAGGCUUCAGAGAGUGAACCAAGCACAGAACACAGUCGCUCAUUUCUGAACUUUGGUUUUAAGAGCCGCUUUGUGAAACCCAAAGGACCAAGAAAUCCUCCUGAAGACUGGGUCUGAAACAGCCUCCUCUGUGAAAUAUCCACACAUCCUGAAACCAAAUGGGACAAAACUCAUUUCUUGGGAUCAGGCUCACCUUUUGAUUUAAUUGGUCUUCCAUAGGCUGCAUAAUUCUUCUUACAGAGGAAAGAAAAGGAUUAUUCCUCUCCUUUAAAGGGAGGAAUGCACGACUGAGUGAGAUCACAUUCUCUGAGAUGGUGCACUUCCAAGCUCCGCUUCCCCACAGUUUCACUCAUGAGUUCCUGAACAGCGAAGGAUUCUGUGCCUCACUGAGGAACAGUUUCAAUAACUCAGGAUCACAAUCAGAACUAUUCACAUUGUUGAAUCUUAUAAACUUGAACUGUUGCACCCUUUAAAAGAUCAAUGGCUCAUUUAUGCUUCUCCUCUGUAGAAGCACUUGUGCAUGAUUAAGGAAAUAAUCACACACUGAAAGCAGGAUAUGUAUGUGCAUCUACAUGGCAAAAAUGCAGUGAAUGCCAGGUUUACGGUUGCAGAGUUAAUGCUUUUCUACUGAUAGGCACUGUCUUUAUCUACCAUUUGUAUAUUUUCAAUGGGUUUGGAGAUGAAUUUCUAAUAAAUAUAUUUAAAAUCUAAAGUCUUAGUGGAAGCUUCCUAUGAUUUGUAUUUUCAUUAGGGUUUCCCAAAAUCACAAACAAGAGCAAUGCAGACCCAAAGACAGUGUGGACAGGGUUCUUUUUAAAACAAUUAUUCCUGGAUGUUGGUAUUGCUGACCAGGCCAGAAUUUAUUGUCCGUCUCCAAACUGCCCUGAAAAAAGUGUUUCUGAGCUGUCGUCUUGAACUACAGCAGUCUAUGUGGUGCAGAGGCAGCUACAGUGCUGUGAGGAACUUCCAACGUCCUGACCAAGUGACGCUAAAGGAAUGGCAAUAUAUUUCUAAGCCAGGAUGGUGAGUGUCUUGGAGGAGAACUUUCAGGUGGUGGUUUUCUUUUGUACCUGCUGCCCUUGUCCCUCUAGGUGGUACAGGCUGUGGGUUUAGAAACUGCUCUCAAAUAAGCCUUGGUGAGUUGCUGCAGUUAAUCUUGUAAAUGGAACACACACAUAACAUCACGUGUCAUGGUGGAGAAUGUGAAUAUUUAAGCUGAAGUGACUGCCAACCCAGUGCACUGCU